Messenger RNA from Eruca vesicaria subsp. sativa (arugula), 2182 nucleotides. Lineage: Eukaryota; Viridiplantae; Streptophyta; Magnoliopsida; Brassicales; Brassicaceae. The record is from the annotation of a GenBank genome assembly.
AAAAUCAAAGAAAGUUGUUUCGCCAGAGAGAGAAGAGAGCGAUUAGAGGAGAGAGAGAGAGAGAUUAGAGCUUGCAUCAGUGGUGGCAUAAGUGCAGAAGAGAAGGCCACACACAACUCGGAGAAUCCCAAAAGAAAAGCGUUUCUCUUAGACUCUUCGUGGAGAUAAGAAGGAUCUGGGUUUUCCGGAGGGACUAUAUGAAGAAGCUGACCAACAGAAUCAUCGGUGCUUAGAUAAGUGAUGUGCUUUCAGAUACUUUGCAAAAAUGUUGGUGGAAAGUUCCUUCAGCUCUUCCCUUGAAUCUAGUCUACUGAACACAUCCGAAUAUCAAGACCCAUUUGCUGCAAAUGAUUGGAUGUCAUCGCUUGCUGAAACUUAUCACAUGAUUCACAAACUUCCCGAACACUCUCAAGUAAGCUUUCUUGAUGCUGUUCCUGAUGCAAUGGAACUUAAUGAAUCAGAAGAACAUCCAAAACUUCAAGUAAGCUGUCCAGAGCAAACGGUUAUGCCUAAGGUACCUGAUAAGGUCUUGGCUACUCUUGUGUAUAGUCGAAGAAAGAGGAGUGUGGUACCUGAGGGAACUGAGGAACAGAACCUAGGAAAAUGCAAGAAACUGGAUGAUUCAUGUGGGGACUCUAUUGUCCCAGUUUAUGACCCUGGAGAAAGCACAAAAAGGCAAAAUCGAUUCAACAACUGUCUUGUCUAUAGCCGAAAGAAAAAGAGAAGCGAAACCAGUAGUGUUACUGUUAUAAGGGCUGAUAGGAUUGAUGAUGCCUUUGUCUCUGGACACAACUGUGGAGAAACCAAGAGAAGAGAUUGUCAAUCAGAUAUUUGUCUUGUGUAUCGCCGCAGAAAGAAAGGUGAAGUAAAAUCUAACAGAUGUGGAUUUAGCGAACAGGUCUCUAGAGGCACCAAGAUAAGCGGUGAUCAAGCUGACUCUUCUGAAUAUAGCCAGAGGGAGCAGAUAGUUAAAGCUGAUGAGGGCUUUACUGGAUCUAACCCUGAAGAAAUCAAGAAUAGUGGUCAUCGACAUCUUUACAGCCAAAUUAAGCCGUUGGUGAAAUCUAAUGGCAGUUUUGCUGAAUGUCACACUUGGGGAACCAAGAGAACUGGUGAUACAUCUAAUGGCUUGCUUAUGUAUAGCCGGAGGAAGCAGAGAGGGAACUCUAUUGGUGCUCAGAUUGAUGGCUUUCUAGUGUAUAGGCGGAAGAAGACCAAAGCAAAUAGUCUUUCUCAUGCUAAAGAAGCGUGCAGAUCUCUGGAACAUAAAUCUAUUGGUGAUCGAGUUAAUGGCCUUCUAGUGUAUACGCGGAAGAAGCCUAAACUAAAUAGUUCUCUGGAAUGUGUCAAUACUCAUGUUACCGAAUUGGCAUCUUCUUCUGAUGGAACAAAUGACAGCUGCUCGUCAGAAUUCAGCUCUGAACUUGUUUCUGGUCCCAGUAAAAAUGGAGAAAAUGAAGCUACAGAUUGCGAUUCCUCAGAUACAGACGGUAGUAUAAGCCCUUUCAGACAGUGCAAACGUUGUGAUAAGGCAGGAACUGUGGAGAAGAUGUUGAUUUGUGAUGAAUGUGAAGAAGCAUAUCAUCCAAGGUGCUGCCGUGUUCGAGUGAAAGAAGCUGCAGAGAUGGAUGACUGGGUCUGUCGAUCCUGUUCGAAAAAGAAGUCAUCAAAGACAAAGAUUAAGAGGAGAUCACGGGAACGGAAAUGGAGAGUUACAGGACCAUUUGUAAUAGGAAUUCGAGUAGGAAAAGAGUUUCAAGCACAUGUUCCAGACUGGUCAGGUCCAACCAUGAGUGAUACUUCUUUUCUUGGUGAACCUUUGGAGAUUGAUGAGUCAGAAUAUUUGCAUGAUCUCAAGAAGAUGAAGAAUGGUAAGAAACCACGUUCUGCAGAAAAUUGGCUCCAAUGCAGAGAGGAGGAUAGGAAUGGAGAUAUAUGCGGAAAGUGGCGUAGGGCUCCUCGCUCAGAGGUACAGACUAACAAGUGGGAAUGCUUCUGCUCCGUCUUUUGGGAUCCAUUGCAUGCUGAUUGUGCCGUCCCUCAGGAACUGGAAACAGACGAGAUCAUGAAACAACUCAAGUACAUCAACAUGCUUAGACCUCGUUCAGACGCCAAAACACGAAAGAUGGGACCAAAGGAUCGAAGCAGAUCACAAAAAUGAAAAUCUCGAUGGACGCAAGCU